Scylla paramamosain (green mud crab) is the source of this 6150-nucleotide messenger RNA. RefSeq names its product RWD domain-containing protein 2A-like. Gene Ontology annotation, molecular function: protein binding. Lineage: Eukaryota; Metazoa; Arthropoda; Malacostraca; Decapoda; Portunidae. The record is from RefSeq and is a predicted model, not a curated record. The transcript has 7 exons. Bases 451 to 1371 code for a protein of 306 amino acids.
CAUUAUCCAUGAAGGUAGAAAGUGCGAUGUGAAAGCUGGGGAGGUAUUUUGUAGGUGGAGUGAGCUGUUUCUAAGGACGUGUGGAGGGGAGGAGAGAGAGCAACCCCUCUAAGUCGCCACGCCCAUGGAAACACAGCACAAAGACUUUCUCACACUAAUCUUGCUGCUUAACUGUGUCCUAGGAAUAGUCAUAUAUGCACUGAGGCUAUAAUUAACGGGUGUAAUGUUACGGAAGUAUGUGUGGGUGGAUGUUGUAUGGAAAGGUGGGAUGACAGCAGCUGUGAAGGUCAAAAACGAGAAGUUCAAGGUGUCUCCAAGGGUGAGAGUGGCUUUCUUUAGCGGUAUUUGGUACGCUGUGAGCUCGCUGGGGGAAGUUUUAAGCGCAGUAUACCAGCAGAAGGCAAGCCAGUGUGAACCCUUGUGAUAGGAGUGGGAAAUACCAUCAGAGACAUGAAGAGUGAAGAGGACCCCACCAUAGACUCAGCCUCGGAGUCGUUGAAUCAGAGUGAAGUGCAGACACUGGUUGAACUGCAGUUGUCAGAAGUGGACAUGCUUCAGUCGAUGUUCCCUGGGCCCAGAGAGCUGGUGGUGGAUGACCCUUCGGUGCUCUGUGACUUGAGGGACUUUGCCGAGGGCCGCACCACCCUGCUGCCGCCACACCUCGAACUCGUGAUAAACCUGGAUGUGGAAAAGGGUCAGCUGAGCAUGAGUGUCAACCUGCCUCACCAGUACCCAGCUGUGCAGCCGACAGUAUUUGUACGCUCCCAGACCCUGUCACGGGAAGCACAGCACCGCCUCAACCAGGACCUCCUCACGUACCUCAAGACCAUACAGGAAGGAGACCUGUGCAUAGGACCGGCUGUCACUUGGCUGCAGGAGAAAGGUGGAACAUUUUUUGAAGACUACCCACAAAUGGAAAAUACAGAGGAUGCUUCGGUGGAAACAAAAGAUGACAAAUUUGCACGUCUAUGGAUAUAUUCUCACCACAUCUACAGUAAAGUAAAGAGGAAAGAUAUACUUGAUUUGUCUCGAGAGUUUGACUUGACUGGGUUCUGUCUGCCAGGCAAGCCAGGCAUCAUCUGUGUGGAGGGUCGCACCCAGAACACUGAGGACUGGUGGCACAAGGUGCGAUCAUGGAAUUGGCAAAAGAUUUUGUGUAAGAAGCGUGAAGAAGUCAACAUUUCCAGCGACCAAGACUUGUCUGCACUUCGGAGAUUUUCAACAUUUGAGGAGCUCGGCUCAGAAAACAACAUCCGAGUGAAGAACGGCGGGUUCCACGUGAACAUGGGAGAUGUAUUCAGGUACCUGGAGGAGCAUGAGUGUGGCUACGUGUUCAAGGAUUACUUUGGCAUUAGUGGGAGGCCAACAUGAUUUUCAUGCUGAGAGAUGGUAAAAUGAAGAUGUUGCUAUAUAUGUAGUAUACAAAUAUCAGAAAUUAUUUUAUGGAGUCAGAGACUGAAUUUUAUAUAUAUAGUAUAUGAAUUGGUAUAUACACAGAUAUAUUUGUCUGCAUAGAUGGUUUUGGAGUAUAGUUUUUUUCCAGUCUGUGCAGCAAUGUCUGCCUCCACCUUCAUACAGACCAAUGUUUCUCCCUGCCUUGCCUCUUGAGACUGAUGGACUCUUUGUAUCUACUGAGCAGUUAUUUUCUCACAUUUAUUUUGGUGAUGGCCAGCACUGUCAUGUGGAUGAUGGAGGCUUCAAUGUGGACAAAAUAAGUAAAGAAUAAAGAGCAAGGAUCUGAGAAACAUAAUUACUUGAAGUUGAGGCAUUUUUGUAUGGAAUAAGAUUCUGGUCCAUUUAUGGAAAAAAAAAGUUGCAACUUGAAUGACAUCUAGUAAUAGAAGAUAAAAAUAUGAAAAUUUUUGGAAGACAAACAAAUCCAGAUCCAGUGUAGAUUGGAAUCCAUCAAUAAUUCUUGGCACUGAUCCUGGUGGACAUGAGUUAUCACAGGUAAUUCGGUUUAUAUUCAUGUUCCACUUCCACUGUACAAAAUACACACCAUGGAUUGGUAAAGCCAUGCUUGGCCUAGCAGAGCCUCACCCAGGCUGCCUCAAUUGCAGCAGCACAAGUGCACAAUGCUUUGUCAUAAGAUAAACUGAAUGCUUUGAUCUGUUCACUCAUUGCAAACGCAGGAAUAUAUAUUCAACUAUGCAUGUAGUACAAAGCUUGAUGCAGAAAACUGUUAAGAUUAUAAUGUAGUAGCAAAAAACACCAGUAAAUUCAUAACAGCAGAAAAUACUUGUUUACAAGCCAGCAAGAAAAUUUUAGUGUUUUUAACAGUUGUCUUUAAACUCUUUCAUCAUAUCUUCACAGUCCUCCUCUCUUAUCCUUUGCUUCAUCUUGACACUACUGUCACUCACCUAAAUGAAAAGUUAUAUAUGGUUGUGAAUAUAUAUAAAUACUAGUUAUGUGGUACCUGAGAUCAGCCUCAGUUUGUGUUGUAAUGACACACUGUAUUACUAUAUAGUUGUAUGACAAAUUGUCUGCCUCAUUGUCUUGAGCAUUUUUGUUUGAAUGUGUGUCCAUUGAGGAUCCACAGCCAGUACAGUGUUGGUAAUGUGUGGUGACUAACACUGCCAAUGCCUAACCUGAAGUAAGGUGUAUGUUGCUCUCAGGUCUGUUUCCAAGUGUUUCCAGUAUAGAUCAUCUAUCUCAUCAGAGGUUGCCUAACUUUAGUGUGUCGUUGUUGUUGUUGUUGUGUGCAUUCUGAUGCAUCCUUUGUAAUUUAGUAUAAGCAAAAGCUUCAGUCAGUUGUUGAAUUAAGAGGCUAUUAGGUUACCAAUGAUGUGAAUUUUCUUAACAGAAAAUAUGGAUAUAAAUCAGUUAAAUGGUUUGCAAGGACUUGUUCAUGCAAAGUUUUUAGGGAGGAAGAUGGAAAUAUGUAUCACUCUCUGAAGUGGUCUUACUAGCUUGAAAUGAUGCUUGUAAAAUAUGGUAUUUCCCAUUACAAACUAAUACAUUUAUUUUUAGAUACUUUCUCUGAAAGAGGCAGAAGUAUUCAAAGCUUUUGAAGCUUAGAAAUAACACAGAAAAUCAUGCCAUAACUUGACACUAAGUAACCAGCAUGUGCAGCUCAGCCUGGGAUUAGAAGAGAAAAGGAUUUGGUGACAGUUCCUUAUGAUAUGAAGGAACUGAAAUGUGUAGAGAUUCUUACCUGGGACGUUGAAAGAAUGCAAAGAUCUGAGUAUAAAAUGCAAUUGUUUAUCUAUAAAUCAAGUCAGCAGUCCUGCAAAGAGGUGGACAACCAAGACCACACACACACACACACACACACACACACACACACACACACACACACACACACACACACACACACACACACACAUCCCAAGACUAAAUUAAAAUACAUCAUGCCCAAGGCCUUUAUAUGUCCAGAAUGUGUUUAUAAAAAUCAGCUUCCAAAAUAGGAAUGAUGAUCUUUGGAACAUUUAGUAGGUGGAAUUGGUAUGAGCAAAGAAUAUGAGGUUCAACAGCAUGAAUGUUAUUAUGGAAACAACAACACAAGCUCAACUCAGAUCCUGCAUGCUGUGACUAGACUGGUAAAAUGCAACGGAGGAAUGCUAUCCUCUGUACCUUUAGAAAGUAGUGUAGAAAUUUAAUGUAAAAUAAAGGUGUGUAUUUAGUGGAACUGGAUGACAUAAUUAUGAGGUGUUAUGUUUUGUUAAAGAGCAUUGUCAUUGGGGUGACCCUUCUCUUUAUUGUAAGCUUCUAGUCUGUUAAGUAAUAACGAUUGCUGUGAAAUGUUGUGCAAGACAAGUGAGUGCAGAGUGGUGGUGGGAGGAAACAGGAUGAAACAGAAGUAGUUUGUCUCUCAACUACAACAAAGUACUUCUGCUUCACCCUAGAUGAAACGCAAAUAGUUUGUCUCUCAACUACAACAAAGUACUUCUGCUUCACCCUGUGCUUCCUCUCACCUCAGCAUUUCACAUGCUCCUCACACUCAACAAAACAUUCCUACAAAUCACAGCAUUACUGUUACUGGCAUCCUGGAAAACAUUGUGAAGUGGUGCAGGCUUGGUUGGUCUGGGUCCAAACUUCUUUCACUACUACUGUAUAUUCCAGAUGUGGUGGUUGUUCCUAAAUCAAAAUAUACUAUAAGGGAAACUAUUGCUCACUAAUAACUAUUUUAUGCUCCAUUUUUCUUUUCCUAUUAGCAUUUUAUGUAUAGAAAAUUUUCUAGUAAUCAGUAAAUUAAAACCCAUCAGCAAUGACCAAAAUACAUUCAGCCUUUGUGAUUGGUAACAUGCCAAACUUGUGUGUUUACCUUGAGUGUCUUGCCAUGGGUUCAGUCCCUGGCAACAUCCUCUCAUGGUCGAUUUUUCCUGCCUUCAAUUCAGUUUCUCAAAAAGGCCGUGAUGUGUUAUAUAUGCUGGCUGGUGGCAAGCAGGUGGUAUGUUAUUUAUGCUGGCUGGUAGCAAGCAGGUUUGUGAUGGAAUGUAUGAUGGACUGAUGGGACUCUUGACUUACACCAUGUUUUGUAGAUCUUGACAGCAAAUUGACUUCACCCUUGCUGAAAGUUACAAAAUACUGUAUCUCAAAUUCAGAUUCCUCUUUCUAGAGAAAAAGCAGUGAGUCUAUUUUAGAAAAUGCAUUGAUCAACCAUCAUAGCAAGAAUAGAAACCAAAUGCCAGAUGGCUUAAGUUUUGCAUCUUUUGCCCUUGCUACAAGGUACAAAGUAAUGUAUCUCGGAUUUAGGUUUCUCUGUCUGGAGAAAAUAUCAGUGAGUCAGCUUAAGAAAACUAAUCAAUCUUCACAUUAAGAAAAGAAACUAGUUGGCAAAUGUUUAAGUUUUGUAUCUUUCAUCUUUACUUUAAGUUACAAAAUACUGUAUUUCAAAUUCAGGUUCCUCUCUCCAAAAAAUAAAUAAAUAAAUAAAUAAAUAAUCAGGUGCUUAAGAAUACUAUUGAUUAUCAUACUUCACCACAAGAAUAGAAACUUAUUAGCAAAUGUCAAAGUUUCCUAUCUUCCUUAUUCAAGUGUUGUGUUUGUAGCUGUUGUUGUUACUUGUGGUGGAACAGUGGAUUCCUCACCCAUGGAUCCUGAUUACAAAGUUAGGGUGAAUUACAAGGUUUAUUUUCAUUAAUUACCAUUAUUUUGGUAUCUUCUCUCAUAAGAGUUUGAUCUCAGAAGUUGGAGAAAGUAAUAUAUAGGAGCUAGUAGAAUUAAUAUAUUUGCUUUUGUUAAUUUAUCAAUUUACAUAUUCUGUAUUUGGUUUUAGCCUUAAGGGAUCAGUUCCACACACAAAAAAAAAUAAGUGGUUGCUUUAUUCUGUUACUUAAUAAUUGAUUAUCUUUAAUUCCUAUCCACAAGGCAAGGAUUUUGAAUGUGUCCAAAAUAAUUUUUAUGUAAAUGGCAGCUUAAUGAAACAGACAGAGACAGAGAACUGGCAAGUCUUCAUACUAAUAAUGUUUCCCACAUCAAAUCUGUGCCAAGGCAAGGGAAAGCUGUUUUCCUUAUUUUCCUUUAUUCAUUGUGUACUUAUUUUCAUCAUCUUAAUAAUUUCCUUUCUUUGCACUGGAGUGUUCCUGCAACUCAAACAGCACAGUGUGUACAAGCACCACAGAAUGCCAUGUAUUGCUCAUCACCAAGUAGUAAGGCCAAUGUUGCCAUUAUUGUUGUCCCUGGUGGGAGGCCACAUGGCAAAGCCUGCACCUGGCGGCCAGCACUGACAUUGUCAAACAGCAAGGUGUAAACAUGAUCACAAUGAUUGACAAACAUACCAUGUAUGUCUCGUCUGUACCAAGGCCUCUUUAUAGUUAUUUUAUUAUAAUUUCAUACCAUAAGCUAGUAGUAUACUAUGUAGGUAUAUCCAAUUGGAUAUGAUGUGUUGCCUACAUUUGCUUAUGCAUUGAUCCGUGAGCAUAUAACCCUCACUUAGUUUUUAUUUAGAGCUGCUUCAGUAUUUUAUAUUAUGGGAAAAGUAGUAAAUUACAGUUACAGGUGUGGGCAAAUAAUAUGUACUGGUUUAUAUGAUGUAGGUACUGAUGAAGUGUAACCUCAUAUUUCCAGAUACUUUGGUCUUCAUUCUUGGUAUGAUCGUAACUUCGUGAAAAUUGUUUCUACGAUAGCAAAUGGUCUCUCUAUUGUGUUCCAAAGUUUAUACUUCCAGAGUCUUAUUUAUAUGAGAAUAUAUUAAAGUUUGUGUAUAAA